GAAGAAAAAAACCUCAAGAAAUCCACAUUUUACACUAAAAUUUUUUGGCGUUAGUUACUUGUUAUAACGUUACAUAAAAAAUUUUAGUGUUCAUAUAGAAAAUUGUAUUAUAGUAUGUAUCGAUUUCUGUUCAUCACUUUUUUUUGCUAAACGAAAAAGUAUUUAAUGGGCCAAUGUAAGAAAAAAUGUAUAACAUGGUAAAAAUUCUAAAUUGGUGCGGGAAAUCAAGUUAAAAUACUAUUCCGGAUAAAAUUUUAAUUUCAAUUGAAUUGACGACAUCAGCAAAAUUAUCCUAUUGCAUUAGAAAAUCGAUAAGAAGCACACAUUUCUUUAAAGAGAAAUUUUCGUUAAGAAAAAUAAAUCAUCAUCCCCUUUUCGCUUGCCUAACCUAAAAAAAAAAAGAUUGAAAAUUAUAAAAGAAACAACUUAAAGUUAAAGCUGUUGUAUUAUAAAGAAAUUUAAACCACCAUCGCCACCUUCAUCGCUUUGAAAAUAAAUAUAGAUUUGUAGUAGUAACACCUCACGUAUUGGAUAAGAUUUGAAAGCCAUCAUGUCAUUUUUAAAUAAAAUCAAAACCUCACAGUUGCCACCAAUUAAAAAUAUUCUUAAUGUAGCUGUGCAAACGGCCCGUCAACAUAUGCCCGAUAAGAAGGACUAUGAACAGCCAGGAGGAGUUAGCAGUAGCAUGGCACAACCACAUAAUGAAAAUCAACCAAAUAAUACACAGGCCAUGUAUCAGGGCGAUGAAACUAACUAUGGCAGUGUUGACAGACCUACGGAAUUGAAUCCCUUUAGAAAUCCAAAUGGUUGGGCUGAUGAUGGUGAGGCCAGUGAAUAUAAGGGUGAAGGCUAUCAGACAACGUCUUUUGUGGCCAAUGAAUAUGACGGUUUUCGACAAGGCAGCAUUGCAUCGGAGGGCAGUUCAUUUGUGUGCGAAGGUGAAGGUGGUGGUGGACAUAAAAUCGAUGAAAUGCAAGCUGCCUGGAACGUAACUAACGCCAUACAAGGUAUGUUCAUCGUAUCCCUGCCAUUUGCGGUACUUCAUGGAGGUUAUUGGGCCAUCAUAGCUAUGGUGGGUAUUGCCUACAUUUGCUGUUAUACAGGAAAAGUGUUGGUGCAGUGCCUCUAUGAGCCAGAUCCAGCUACGGGACAAUUGGUACGUGUACGCGACAGUUAUGUAUCGAUAGCAAAAGUAUGUUUCGGUCCCAAACUGGGAGCACGAGCUGUAAGUAUUGCCCAGUUAAUCGAGUUACUAAUGACUUGCAUAUUAUAUGUGGUCGUUUGUGGAGAUUUAAUGGCCGGCACCUAUCCACAAGGAGCAUUCGAUUCACGUUCCUGGAUGAUGUUGAUAGGCAUAUUUCUACUGCCAAUGGGCUUUUUAAAAUCACUUAAAAUGGUUUCGACUCUCUCCUUCUGGUGUACCAUGUCGCAUAUUGUUAUUAAUGUGGUGAUUUUGGGUUAUUGCAUUCUACAAAUUGGCGAUUGGGGCUGGUCGAAAGUGCGUUGGAGUAUUGAUUUUGAAAACUUUCCCAUUUCUUUGGGUGUGAUAGUGUUCUCUUAUACUUCACAGAUAUUUUUACCCACUUUAGAGGGCAAUAUGAUAGAUCGUUCCAAGUUUAAUUGGAUGUUGGAUUGGUCGCAUAUAGCAGCAGCUGCUUUUAAGGCUGGUUUUGGUUAUAUAUGCUUUCUGACCUUUCAGAACGAUACCCAACAGGUUAUAACGAAUAAUUUACAUUCUCAGGGCUUUAAGGGUUUGGUCAAUGUGUUUUUAGUUAUUAAAGCUAUACUCAGUUAUCCCUUGCCGUACUAUGCUGCCUGUGAGUUAUUGGAACGCAACUUCUUUCGCGGUCCUCCUAAGACAAAAUUUCCCACCAUCUGGCACUUGGAUGGUGAGCUUAAGGUUUGGGGUUUAGGUUUUCGUGUGGGCGUUAUUGUCUCUACUAUUAUGAUGGCCAUUUUCAUACCACAUUUCUCAAUACUUAUGGGUUUCAUUGGCAGUUUUACGGGCACUAUGUUAAGUUUCAUUUGGCCUUGUUAUUUCCAUUUAAAGAUUAAAGGUCAUUUAUUGGAUCAAAAGGAAAUAGCUAAAGACUACAUCAUUAUUGGAUUGGGUGUGCUUUUCGGCGUUAUAGGUAUUUACGAUUCGGGCAAUGCUUUAAUAAAUGCCUUCGAAAUUGGUCUUCCAUUUUAAACGAACGAAAGGAAAAAGUGUAAACUUUUUUUUAAUAAUUAUAUAUAUAAAUAUAAGUAAAAAUCAAUUAGUAACCAAACUUUAGUUAUAAAUAAUCAUCUAGUAAUAUUCAUACAAACAAACAUACAUACAUAUAUAAACAAACAUACAAACAAAUUUAGUUUAUAAGUGAAAAAUGUCUUCCAACAAAGUAACAAACAAAUUUGAAAAUUGUCUUCCAUUUAACUCUAUAAAUAUUCUAUAUAUAGUUGAAUAUCUAAUUGUUAAAUUAAAAAUAAUCAAAAUAAUUAACAUAAACAUAAAUAUAAUAAUUAAUAUAUAUAAAAAAUAACAAAGUCUUCCAAACAAACAUUGUAAUUGUAUUUAAUUUAUAUUUAUACAGCAACUAUUAUUAAAUCUAUAUUCAUAUAUACAUAUAAAUAU
Molecule: messenger RNA, 2614 nt
Organism: Lucilia sericata (common green bottle fly)
Lineage: Eukaryota; Metazoa; Arthropoda; Insecta; Diptera; Calliphoridae
Gene: VGAT
Product: vesicular inhibitory amino acid transporter
Exons: 4
Coding region: 551-2191 (546 amino acids)
Biological process (GO): amino acid transmembrane transport
Cellular component (GO): vacuolar membrane
Molecular function (GO): amino acid transmembrane transporter activity
Source: RefSeq, a predicted model, not a curated record